Messenger RNA from Salvia splendens (bonfire salvia), 1284 nucleotides. RefSeq lists its product as uncharacterized. The record is from RefSeq and is a predicted model, not a curated record. The transcript has a single exon. Lineage: Eukaryota; Viridiplantae; Streptophyta; Magnoliopsida; Lamiales; Lamiaceae. The coding region runs from base 1 to 1284 and encodes 427 amino acids.
AUGAAGGCCAAGUAUUGUAACAAAAAUUCCCCCCUUGCGGCCUCACCAUCGUGGAGAAACAGCCCGACGUGGAAAAGACUUUCGAAAGUGAGAAACCAAGCAAAUCCUUAUAUUAGAUGGGUGAUCGGACAGGGAGGAGUCUACUUUUGGGACGACAUUUGGAUUGGCACUUCUGCCGUAAGAGAGCUUUGCCUUGAUGAGAGGGGUGCCCCAUCUACCACGGUCUCGGACUUCAUUAGAAAUGGGGCUUGGGAUGAGGCCAAGCUGCAACAACUCCACGACCAGACACGACUGCCGCAUGUAAUAAUUUCACAUAUCCUCGACACUCCAAUCUUUUCGGGAGAGCCGGACAUCCCAAGAUGGACCCUAUCUCGACUCGGGGAAUUCUCGCUAGCAACAACUUGGGAGACUAUUCGCACACAUAGACCGAGAAUCCAGGGGCUCGAAGACAUCUGGAGGGCUGGCCUUACUAAUUCUAUUGCAAUCUUUAAUUGGCGUCUUUUGUCGAACCGAAUCCCGGUUGACUCCAAGCUCCAGUGGAGGAAAAUCGAGUUGGCAUCAAAAUGCCAAUGCUGCCCACGGAGGCCUAAUUCCGAGUCUCUCCAACACCUUUUCGUCCGAGGCUGGGGAGCAACGUGUGUUUGGAGAGAGUUCGACGGAUGGUUUGAGGGGUCGGUCCCAUCCCUCUGGAUUAACGACCCCAUCCCAGACAGGAUUGUAGCGUGGUCACUAAGGAUCCAACAACAAGAUAGGAAACACCUCUGUCGCAUCAUGCCUUAUUUCAUUUUGUGGUUCAUCUGGGCAGAGAGAAAUAGGAGUCGGCAUGAGCAAGUUCAGUUUAAACCUUUCAACGUGGUCUGCCAAGUUCAGAUGUUCCUUCACAACAACAUGGCCAACGGGCAUAUCAAGCCGAAACAGUGGAGAGGAGUGAAACUUAGAAUGAGCAUCCCGAACCAACUCGAGACAAGGGGACCGAGACCGAUCGUCAUGCCGAUUAAGUGGCAACCCCCGGAUCGGCCGUGGAUCAAGCUAAAUACGGAUGGUGCGUAUAUGGUAGCAACGGAUAAGGGAGGGGGGUGUCGUUCGGGACUAUCCGGGAAGAUGCUCGUGACCUUUGCAACACCCCUCGACGCCCAUUCGGUACGGGAGGCCGAGCUUUUGGCCUUGCACCAUGGGUUGGUGGUAGCCAAGGAGUAUAACCAACCCAUCUGGAUUGAAUUGGAUGCGGAACAAGCUAUCAAAUUACUCAAUGGCAACACUUGGGGCCCAGUGCAUGUUUGCUAA